AUGGGUGACCCUGAGGACGAAGUAGUCGAUAUGGACCUGGAUAGUGGUUCCGAGGCCGGUAAAAAUCUUGAUGCUAAAAAUUCCGAAACUAAUAAAGGUUCUUUUACACCGAAAUCUAUCCAACAUAAUCCUUUACCAUCUCAUCCAAAACUCAUUUCCUUCCGACUUUCUCCUAAACCAAACCCUUUCAAAUAUAAAAUAAGGGCCAAUUUUACCGUUAAUCAGGAUUCUUCAACUGUUCAAUCUCGUUCUGAUAAUCCUUUGUCCACUUUUGGCAAUAAACAUAAUAAUCAAGUCAAUUUCACAAAGACUAUUUCAAGUACUGAAUCUGUCGAAAAAGUUUUGCAAAAAGAUGUUAAAAUGGGUUUAAUUCAAGAUAUUAAACCUUCUGAUACGUUGAAUUCUAUUAAUGGAAAAGUUGAUAUUAAUAAUAAUGAUUAUGAAUGUUUGGAUAGAAUCGCUCAAUCAACUUCUACCAGCGUUGAUGAACAAAUUUGUCCUCAAAUAUCUUCUAUCGUUGAAUUAAAUAGUGACGUCAAUGAUAAUUUAUCCGAUCAAACUCUCAAUUUUCAAAAAAAGAAAGUCGAUAAGGGUAAACAAAGGGAAGUAUAUAACAAAGAAGAAUCAAUUCAGAUUUAUAAUCUGAAUAAUUCGGAAGGUGACCUUUAUUCAAAAAAUCCAAAAGAAAGUCUAUCAACUUCUUCUUAUCAGGAUGAUUUAAAACAAAUAACCGAUGAAUCGGAAUUAUCUAAAGAUGUUCUUGACCAGUAUGAAGUUCUUGAUAUUGCUUUAUACGAAUUUGAUCAAGCUGCUCAAAGAGCAUAUGAAGCGUAUCUUAGUUUGGAAAAGAUUUUACCUCCUGAAACAAUUAUUCGGAUAGAUCCUCCUACGAAUGAUAAGUGGCAAAAAAUAAAAGAAAUGAUGGGGAUGUCUAAGAAAAGAUAUAGGUUAAAUGGAAUUACAAAUGCGCAAUUAAAUACACCAUCGAGUACGCAAUCGAGAUCGUUAUCAAGUUCGUUAUCGAGUACGCAAUCGAGUACGCAAUUGAAUAAGCCAGCUUCUAAUGAAAAUUUCGCCAUAGAAUAUAGAGAUUCUAAGAAUACUACGAUUUAUGAUAAUAAAAAUGCGCGUGUAAACAAAACUGCUAUCAACACGAAUUCGGUCAACAACAACUCAGCGAGAACUAAUUUAGCGAACACGAAUUUGGUGAACACUAAUUUAGUGAGCCCCAAUUUAGUUAGCACUAAUUCUGCAAACACUAAAUUAGUGAACACGAAUUCGCCAUUUGAAGUCCCUCUUGAAGAAGACGAUUCAAUUACUGGAUCAAAGAAACAGAGUUCCAGAAAGGUAUAUAAUACUAGAAGCCAGAAACCGCCUAGAGCAAAUCUACGCAGUAAGACACUUACCUCUUUUGCUGAAAUCAACAAGUCGACAUUACAGUCAGGUUCAAAUACUGUUCGACGAAGAUCUACGAAGCAAGUUACACGAAGUCCUAAAUUUGUUAGAACUACUAGAAGCUCCACAAAGGAAAAAGAUGCUACACCCUCUUACAAAGUUAAAUCUAACACAAGAACUUAUGCUAGAAGGCAAAAUAAAUGUAUCCCCGAAAGCGUCUUGAACUUUACAGAUCUUACAAAUAUUCCUGAAAGCCAUGAACAAAGAAAACUAACUACCGCUUUUGGAUAUUAUUGCUUGGAGAUUUCCACCGUUCAAUUUUUUAGUAAGGGGUUGACUAGUCCAGAGUUUGUUGCUUUCGCUGCUGAAGGUUGGGCUAAAAUGACUGAUGAUCAAAAAGAAAUGUACGAGAAAAAAAGACGUAUGUUGAUUCAACAACUUAAGCAAAAAAAAGCUCUACCACGAGAUCCACAAAUUGAAUCAUCAAGAUCAGCGAGAAAAUAA
Messenger RNA from Dentiscutata erythropus, 1899 nucleotides. Lineage: Eukaryota; Fungi; Glomeromycota; Glomeromycetes; Diversisporales; Gigasporaceae. The record is from the annotation of a GenBank genome assembly.